This is a messenger RNA of Planococcus citri (citrus mealybug), 1164 nucleotides long. RefSeq lists its product as uncharacterized. NCBI's taxonomy places the organism in Eukaryota, Metazoa, Arthropoda, Insecta, Hemiptera, Pseudococcidae. The record is from RefSeq and is a predicted model, not a curated record. The coding region runs from base 174 to 803 and encodes 209 amino acids. The transcript is spliced from 5 exons.
GUAUUGUCUUAACUGCCUUGACGCCAUUUCUACACUCGGAGCGUGUGCCUGUGAGAACUGAGAAGUUGAUGAUUAUCAUUUUGAACUCGAAGAAUAAUUAUUGCUUUAUUAUUUUACCUUUUUGGAAUUCCUUGCAGUUUUUUAAUUGAGUAGUGACAGUGAUAUAUCUGAUUAUGGUUUAUUGUGCGGUUCCGGGUUGUAAAAGUAGGUAUGGCAAAAGUACGCCGUAUAAAUUUCAUGUUUUGCCAAGAGAAGAAAAUCGUAGAAACGAAUGGAUCAAAUUUAGCCAACGAACGAAUUUUGAACUAUCAAAGAGAUAUUACUUUUGCGAACUACAUUUUGACAAAAACCACUAUGAAUUGAACCGAAAAGACGAACUGAGAAAACUAAAACCCAACAUCGUUCCUACCAUUAAUCCUCCAUCUUCUGAGGACGUCCAGCGUUACAAACAGAUGAUCGAUUUAUCAAAAAAAAAGAAAGGAAAUACUCGUAAGCACGAAUCAACGAUCGAAAUUAUAUAUGACGACCCAUCAACUGAAACUAUAAGCGAAAUCAUGACUGAAACUAUUUCAGACGCAUCGACUGUAAGCCCUGAAAUCAACGAUUUUCAAAACGAAAUUGAAAAGUCACGAAAUGAAAAUGAUCAACUACGAAACAUGAUUUUAAAAAUGCAACUUGUUCUGGAGCGACGUAAAGCUAAUGAAAUUAAUUAUUUGAAUGAAAAUCAACGACUUCGAAAAGAAAAUCAAAAAUUACAAACCGAAAAUACUAUUCUGAAAAAAGCUCUUGCCCGUUUUGCGUAAACUCUGAUUGAUGUUGAUAAAACUUGUCCUUAAUCCAACAAGGAGCAACUUCACCAUCUGAACUGCUCGACUUCUAAGCAGUGCAAGCCAUCAUUAGAAGACAGUUCUUACUUAUUAUCAUUUUGAAACAAUGAUCAGCUUAAAUCUGUAUAAGUAACGUGAAGUUGAAAGCCUUCAGAUAAAAUUGUGUUUUGUUGAGUGACAGAAAAUAAUUUUGUGACUCUAUGAUUGUUACUGCUCGAUAGGUUCAUUUUAGUACCUAUGCAUAUGAAUAUGAUGUUGCGAUAAUGUGUUGAAAAAUGUUUGCUGUGUAAUAAUUACGUGUUGUUUUUAUGAAUAAAUUGUGUCAAUAUGUUGCAUA